CGUGGAUUUUCUCGAUUUCUGGAGAACCCAGCUGAAAGUCUCUUUGAACUUUUUAAAGCCUAAUAAAAUUCAUAGAGUAAAGAUAAACCCUUUUUUAGGUAGGAUAAUCACAGUUCAAGCUGUUAACACAUCUUUAAUUUUAAUAAAAUGAAAAUCACGGAAUUUAAGAAAUGUUUUUUAGGGUAAACUCAAAAAAUUACAUUAAAAAGGUUGAAUGUUUACGUACCUUAUAAAGAGGUUAAGUAGUGCAUCACUAGAAGAGUAUACGUUUUAUAGUUUAUGCUAAUAUAAGAAAUUGAUAUAUGCUCACUAGAAACUUCAUCAAAAUAAGUGAAGAAAAAAAACUUUCUCUGCGGGUGCAACGUUUACCUAAACAUACGUAUAUAUAAAAUAAAAUAAAAGAUUUCACGUUAGAUAUUGCUAUUUAUCUCAGAUGAGAAACAAAAGAUAAAAAGUAAGAUUUAGUAAAUGUGAUAGUUAUCAAAAUCCAACCUUCAGUAGGGAACUAGCAAAUAAUGGGAUAUCUCUUUCCACACAUGCAUGUCUUUCUAUCGACUCAGUGAAGCCGAAAAAAUGUUCGCAUGUGGGAUGUCUUAUGUGAAAAUAUAUAUCUCCAUAUUUGCUAGGUUCCUAAUAAAUUAUACAAAAAACGUAAAGAGUCUUUUCUAUGUCGACGAGAGAAAAGUUUACAUACUUAUAUGUCAUUAUAUGGUUUGGUCGGUCGCAUAACAAGAGUGGGUUUAAAAUUGGUUUCUUCCUCUCUUGCAUUCGAGCUAUAAUUUACAAAUUAAAACUCAAUCGACUAUUCUGUAUGUUCAUAAGAAUAUCACUAAGAAACACGAGAUGUGUUCAACGUUUUGAUGGGCAUUGAAAGUAUCUCAUACCAGCAGCUUUCAAGAAAGCCGGCAUAUCACUACUACCAUCAUUCUAAUGUGUGAAUCCAUCCUCGGCUAAACAUCUCGAGUCUGUUUGAAACAACUCGAUCUCGAGUGUCAAAGAUAACAGAUUGACUGUAUGCUUGGUUCGUUACCUUUCCGUGUCGUGAUUGAUAGAAUAGCAGAGAAGCAAAAAACAGAAAAGACAUGUUAAAAGUACAUUUUGAUUUCUUCAAAAAGAGAAAAAUUUUGCGCUGAGUACUAUCAUAUAAAAUGGAAAUGAAUGGGGUCAGGGGUCAGGGGGCACUAUUGAAAUGGUUCGAGAGUUUUGUAAGGCAGACCUCCAAAAAUGUCAGUUGUGGGAUGGUAUUCCAUGCCUCUGCAGAUCAAUACAGGAGUCCCGUGGAUAUCUGUCCUUGCUAAUUUUCCUUUCCGGAUAUACACUGACAACUUGGGUAAUGAUCUAUACUGCAUCGCGAGUUUCUUGCCGACGAUACUCCAUUAUUUGCCAGUAAUGCCGACAGAAAAUCUGUUGUAUCAGGCAUGAGCCAAAAUUUAUCCAAAGUUCUCUCUUGGUCUAUAAAAUAGCAGUGCAGUAAACAAGAAGUGCUCAUGAAAUUAUUGAUCCAUUGUUUCUCAGAAAAACCGAAAUACACGUAACUGAUAUACAUAAGGACCUACCUUUCUGGAGAGAACAAAUCAACUACUUUUAUAAAAGUGUAGUGAAAUUACUGACAUGAUACAAUGUUACAAACUUUGUUUUAGAACACUCGAUCAAAUGUAUGAGUCCUUACACAGCCUAUUAGCUAUGUAGAUUGUGUCUACACAGGAACAUAUUCAUCUCAAUUCAAAGUACUAUAUAAAGUGCUUUGAGCAAAAAACAUAUUAAAAUACACAGAAUCAAAUACAGUCCCGGAACUGUCAUGCUAGUAAACAGAAAACAUUUUCCUAAAUCUCCUAUAUUUGUUCAAAUAACAAAUAUUUUUCUCCAAGAAUCAGUGAUUAUUCUUAGAGGUAAACAGUUUUGUGUUUUAUCUAAAGGUUUUGCGUGUUUCUCCAUGAAUGAGUUGAUAUGCAUAAUUUUGUUAUUCUAACAAAUAUUAACAACAUAUUGCUCUGAACAUCUUGACUCUUUAUCUCACUAUUUGGUUUCCGUGUUUAGGCUGUCUGUGGGAAGUGUUGACACCUUCUUGAAAUCUAUGUGCGCAACUCCCGCUCAAAACUAAUGCUACAGGCAAAAGAAUUUCUGGAUUUCCACGAAAACUACUGUGUUUAGAGUGUCAUAUAAAAUACGACUGAUUGUAGCAUGUUAUUAGAAAAAAUGUUUUAUACCGCGAUGAAUUCAACUGAUGUUGUCUUUUACAGUAUCGUUCAAGAUGUCUGACGAUGAUUUUACCUAUAACGGACAAGUUUAUUAUCAGAAUAAUCCGUAUUGAGUUAAAGGAUCAUGUAGCAGUACAUCUGUUUUCAUAAGCAGUUUUUAUAAACGUUUAAAGGUUGAUCCAGAAGAUCAUUUACUUGAUGAGCUUCAAUCGAAUAGUAUAAUGGAUUAUUUUAUGUUUCUGCCGGUUGAACAUAAACUAGUUUUAAUUAAAAAACAACCGGUUAGCAAAACAGUACAACAAAGUACAACAUCAGCAACAGCUCGUGAUGAAAAUACGCAAAUUGUGAAUGACGAAAUGGACUGGAACGAUCGUAGCACAGAUCAUGAUGACCUGUCAUUAUUAACCACACAGAAGAAUUCAUUACAAGAUGUGUAUGAUCCAACAGAACUUUUCACAGCAACGACUUCUUCAAUUUCUAACGUUUUCUAA
This is a messenger RNA of Didymodactylos carnosus, 2689 nucleotides long. Lineage: Eukaryota; Metazoa; Rotifera; Eurotatoria; Philodinida; Philodinidae. The record is from the annotation of a GenBank genome assembly.